AAAUGUGAUGCCCGAUGAACCAGACGCAGGGUUAAAAAACACACCUAUUAAUUUUGGUCUGUACCAUUUGUAGUAAGGAAGCGGGGAUGCUAUGUUCAACCGUGCAUUUUAAUUGUUCCUUUAUUUUUUUAGAGACUGACGAAUUUACAUAUGUGCACAUUUCGUGACGUUUAUAAGACACAUUUAAUAGGUUUUGUGUUGUUUAAUACAAAAGAACAAAGGUUAUUUCGGAAUGCACGAGAGCGUCCCCCCUAGCGGUUACCAUAACAACACUGUCGUUCCCUCUGCCACAAAGACGUUUUCUAAUGGCCGACCAUAAACCGUACCGAAAUUGUGUACUGUAGUUUUUUUAUUUUUUCAAUUCUUAAAUAAACGAUACGGGACGCAUUGUUUAUGAAAAAAAGAAUAUACGUUUAGUUUUUGAGUUCUUUCUGACAUCCCAGUGUUCUGAUUGGUCGGAUGUAGUGUCAACAUAGAUUUUUGUUUACUGUAGCUGGCUGGAAUGUUAGCUAGCUAACAUGAUUAGCUAUGGUCAGUAAAUUUGUAACAUCUUACAAAUAUUGCUGUCUUUUGUUCGAGGAGUAAGUUUGGAUUUACCAGAAGUCACGAUCACGCAAGUGUGGCGCUGCAGUGUCGUUUGAGGCCAAGAUGAUCGAGGUGGCAGCGUCCAUGGCCCGAGGCCCAGUGUUUCUAGCCGGGGAACUCAUGGAGUGCCUCAUAACGUUCACCAACCCGAUGUCUCACCUGUCCACUUCUGCAAGCAGCGAGAUGUUGGCAUGGGCCAGUGCCCAGAUUCACUGUCAGUUUCACGCCAGUGAGAGCAGAGUGGCCCUGCCAUCCCAGGGCAACAAGGACGUCCAGGCUGAGAGCGACACAGUGCUUAUUCCAAGCAGAGGAGAGCGUGGGCAGUGUGUACUGGACACACCACCUAAGAUAUUAUUCUGUGACUUGUGUCUGGAUCCUGGAGAGAGCAAAACUUAUUCGUACAGUGAGGUUGUACCUGUCGAUGGGCCUCCUAGUUUCCGUGGUCAAGCGGUAAAAUAUGUCUAUAAACUUACAAUUGGCUGCCAGAGAGUCAAUUCUCCUAUCAAACUACUCCGAGUUCCCUUCAGAUGCGGCAUGCCAGAGCCUCCAUUUCCCCAGGAUGAGGAGGUUUCCCCAUCCAACCCAUUCCUGGAGGAGGAGGAAACGAGCCGUAGGGAUGCCCGGCCUUUGGAAAAAGCACUGGAUAUGCUGAUGAUCACCACUUCAAGACGUUGCCCCCGCAUGUUUAACAUCACAAAUAUGCGUGGGAAAGUGGCAAAGUUUUGCAUUUUUAAGACUGUUUACCGACUCGGUGAAGACAUCAUUGGAACAUUCAACUUCUCAGAGGGAGACAUCCCCUGCUUACAGUACUCCGUUAGCCUUCAAAGUGAGGAAGAGAUUCAGCAACAGUACCUACGUCGGCCCGGUCAGACUAUCAGUGUGACAGGACAUGGACGACACGUGGAGUCCUGCCUGCACACAGCCUCCAGCCACUUCUCCCUGCCUAUUCCCCUCAACGUCACACCAGGUUUCAGCACAGACAUAGUGACCCUCAGGUGGCGGCUGCAUUUUGAAUUUGUCACUGCUCGGGAACCACUGGAGCCUCCCACUGUUCUGCAAAAUCAAUCGGAGGUCACAGUUUGGGCCGGGACGGAGCAUGUUGAUGUGGACACAUUCAGCUGGGAUUUGCCCAUCAAAGUUCUUCCCACAAACCCAGUCCUGGCAUCCUACAUGUCCCAGUUUACAGGGACCAACAGCAUCGAUAUCUGACCAUUGUGUGUGAUAGACUGUGAGCAUAAGGUACUCUAGAGUUAAUACUGCGUCCCUUGUGUGUGUGUGUGUGUUUGUGUGUGUGUGUGUGUGUGUGUGUGUGUGUGUGUGUUUGUGUGUGUGUGUGUGCGUGUGCGUGUGUCAGAGAUAGAAAAACCUUUCUGUCCGAAAUUGAAAGCAGUUAAUCUGUUUUUAUUGGCUCAAAUGCACAGAGCCAGUGUUUUUUUCCUAUGUUAGAUAAACAGCUUGUGUUUUGCCUUCGUAAAUCUUACAUAAAGAAGUCAACACAGACUGUGUGCAGUGCAACAAUUUCUCUUAUUGUUGUACAUUUCUGUAUUACUUCUUUAUUGACCUUUCAUUCAUUUGCACGCCUUUCUUUUCAUUUUAGGAAACAACUGUUUAUUAUUAAGUGCAUUCAUUUACUUUCAUCUGUGUACUGAUCUGAAAAUACAAGAUACAUUUUAUUAAAGUGUGAUAGAAAAUAUA
Molecule: messenger RNA, 2280 nt
Organism: Betta splendens (Siamese fighting fish)
Lineage: Eukaryota; Metazoa; Chordata; Actinopteri; Anabantiformes; Osphronemidae
Gene: rgp1
Product: GP1 homolog, RAB6A GEF complex partner 1
Exons: 9
Coding region: 649-1794 (381 amino acids)
Biological process (GO): retrograde transport, endosome to Golgi
Cellular component (GO): Golgi membrane; Ric1-Rgp1 guanyl-nucleotide exchange factor complex
Source: RefSeq, a predicted model, not a curated record